AACGUAGUGACAUCCCAGUGCCAGUGGCCAGUAGCAAGGCAACGCGAGAUUAGGAAGGCUAAGGAAAACUAACGCAAAUGGGUGCUGGGGCUGCUAUAGCACCGGCCACUCCUCUCCGCCUUAAUCCCUACGCUGCCAUUCGUUAUCUCUCCCUCUAUACCAAACAUAAUCGUAUUCCCGACAUCGUUCCCAAUUUCUCCAAAACCAAACCCCUCGUUUUCCCGCCAUUUCAUCACGGGCCAGUCCCUCUCUCUGGCACCGGACUCGCAGUUCCUCGCCGUAGAUGCUUCUGUACUAUCGUCGCCGGAACUCUCCAGUCCGGCGAGGCAGUGGAGAGGACGAAACCGGAAUCUGCCGAAAAGUGGAGGGGCAAUAUGGCAGAGAAAAUUGGGGAGUUCAGGAAGAAACUGAGAAUUGUGGAUAUAAAGGCCGGGCCCGAUGAAGGGUUGGGUCGGGUGGGGCAGACCCUGGUCGUGAUGGGUUGGGUUCGGACUCUUCGAGUUCAAAGCAGCGUUACUUUUAUUGAGGUCAAUGAUGGUUCCUGCCUUUCAAAUAUGCAAUGCGUGAUGGAUUCGGAUGCCGAAGGAUACGAUCAGGUAGAAGCUGGUUCUAUUGCAACUGGUGCAUCAAUAUGGGUGCAAGGGAUUGUGGUGGCCAGUCAAGGCUCAAAACAAAAGGUGGAAUUGAAGGUCAAGAAAAUUAUAGUGCUUGGAAAGAGUGAUCCUUCUUAUCCGAUCCAAAAGAAAAGGGUCAGCAGAGAAUUUUUGAGGACAAAAGCUCAUCUUCGUCCAAGAACAAACACAUUUGGAGCGGUUGCAAGGGUAAGGAAUGCAUUGGCCUUUGCUACGCACAAAUUUUUCCAAGAACAUGGAUUCGUUUGGGUCUCAAGUCCAAUUGUGACAGCUUCAGAUUGUGAAGGAGUGGGUGAACAGUUCUGCGUGACUACUUUGAUACCAAACUCAGGAGAAGGUUUUGAUUCUCCCGUGGAUGCCAUUCCGAAGACCAAGGAUGGGUUAAUUGAUUGGUCACAGGACUUUUUUGGGAAGCCCGCAUUCUUGACCGUCUCAGGCCAACUCAAUGCUGAAACAUAUGCUACUGCCCUUUCUGAUGUAUAUACAUUUGGUCCAACAUUUCGAGCAGAAAACUCGAACACUUCUAGGCACUUGGCUGAAUUUUGGAUGAUUGAGCCGGAACUUGCAUUUGCUGAUCUGAAUGAUGACAUGGCCUGUGCAACUGCCUAUCUCCAGUACGUAGUAACAUAUGUCCUUGAAAAUUGCAAAGAAGACAUGGAUUUCUUCAAUACUUGGAUUGAGAAAGGAAUCAUUGAUCGAUUGAGUGAUGUGGCAGAAAGAGACUUUGUGCAGAUGACUUAUACUGAUGCGAUUGAACUUCUCUUAAAAACAAAUAAGAAGUUUGAAUUCCCGGUGAAAUGGGGAUGUGAUCUGCAGAGUGAGCAUGAACGUUACAUAACUGAAGAGGCAUUUGGUGGAUGCCCUGUUAUAAUCAGAGACUAUCCUAAGGAAAUCAAAGCAUUCUAUAUGCGGCAAAAUGAUGAUGGGAGAACUGUUGCGGCAAUGGAUAUGUUGGUUCCUCGGGUUGGUGAGCUUAUUGGUGGUAGCCAAAGAGAAGAAAGGCUUGAAUAUGUGGAAGCUCGUUUAGAUGACUUAAAGCUGAAUAAAGACAGCUACUGGUGGUAUCUUGAUUUGCGCCGUUAUGGUUCAGUUCCUCAUGCGGGAUUUGGGUUGGGCUUUGAAAGGCUUGUGCAAUUUGCUACUGGAAUAGAGAAUAUAAGAGAUGCAAUCCCUUUCCCUAGGACACCUGGUUCGGCUGAGUUUUAAUGGCAAAACUGCUUCUUUUUCUUUGUAUUUUAUGUACAUCAAUUUUUUGAACUAUGUAGAAAAUCUUAAGAUUUCCACCCCCUCUAGGCUCUAUCAACAGUUAUUUAAUGUCAUUUUUGGUAUUCUCUU
Molecule: messenger RNA, 1967 nt
Organism: Juglans regia (Persian walnut)
Lineage: Eukaryota; Viridiplantae; Streptophyta; Magnoliopsida; Fagales; Juglandaceae
Product: asparagine--tRNA ligase, chloroplastic/mitochondrial
Exons: 15
Coding region: 78-1838 (586 amino acids)
Biological process (GO): asparaginyl-tRNA aminoacylation
Cellular component (GO): mitochondrion
Molecular function (GO): ATP binding; asparagine-tRNA ligase activity
Source: RefSeq, a predicted model, not a curated record